Messenger RNA from Myotis lucifugus (little brown bat), 4360 nucleotides. RefSeq names its product casein kinase 1 alpha 1 (gene CSNK1A1). Gene Ontology annotation, molecular function: protein serine/threonine kinase activity; ATP binding. Lineage: Eukaryota; Metazoa; Chordata; Mammalia; Chiroptera; Vespertilionidae. Gene Ontology annotation, biological process: negative regulation of canonical Wnt signaling pathway; signal transduction; peptidyl-serine phosphorylation. The transcript is spliced from 11 exons. Gene Ontology annotation, cellular component: cytoplasm; nucleus. The record is from RefSeq and is a predicted model, not a curated record. Bases 703 to 1686 code for a protein of 327 amino acids.
AUGAGCAGUUGGGCGGUGACGGGGUGACGCUUGGAGCGUGAGCCGCGACUUUCACGGGUCCGGUUCCGCCCUCUUCUCACUGCCGACCCUCCGGGGCUUGUGCUGAGAAGUCUUUCCCAGAGUGCUCUGCGCCGUGAAGAAGCGGCUCCCGGGGACUGGGGGCAUUUUGCGUUGGCUGGAGCCGGAGUAACAAGAUGGCGGCGUCGGCGGAGUGACAGGGGUCCCUCCGGGCGGGAGCCGGCGGCAGUGGUGGCAGCGGUAUCACCGCCCUAACUCACCGCGCCCCUUUUCCAGCCCGCGACGUCGCCGCGAAAGCGAGGCAGUGGCGGCCGCCCGGACCCAAGUGGCCCAGCCGGGGAGCCGCGAGAACCCCGCACAAACUGCAGCCGAGCAAAAAGAAACCUGACUGGAGGGCCGUGAUCGGGGUCCCCUCGACGGAUUCGCGGCCCUGUGACGCCAGAAGCCGGCGUGCUCGGUUCCCUGCCGCCCUCCUCCGCAGCUUUGCUCAGGGGACCAGCCCAGCGGCCCGCGUCCUCCUCUCCGAGGUGUCGGGGCUGGGCCCCAGCCUCCGCCUUCGUCUCCCACGAUGGCGAGCAGCAGCGGCUCCAAGGCCGAGUUCAUUGUCGGAGGGAAAUACAAACUGGUACGGAAGAUCGGGGUCUGGCUCCUUCGGGGACAUUUAUCUGGCGAUCAACAUCACCAAUGGGCGAGGAAGUGGCCGUGAAGCUAGAGUCCCAGAAGGCCCGGCACCCGCAGUUGCUGUACGAGAGCAAACUCUAUAAGAUUCUUCAGGGUGGGGUUGGCAUCCCCCACAUACGGUGGUAUGGUCAGGAAAAAGACUACAAUGUGCUAGUCAUGGAUCUUCUUGGACCCAGCCUUGAAGACCUCUUCAAUUUCUGUUCAAGAAGGUUCACAAUGAAAACUGUACUUAUGUUAGCUGACCAGAUGAUCAGUAGAAUUGAAUAUGUGCAUACAAAGAAUUUUAUACACAGAGACAUUAAACCAGAUAACUUCCUAAUGGGUAUUGGGCGUCACUGUAAUAAGUGUUUAGAAUCUCCAGUGGGGAAGAGGAAAAGAAGCAUGACUGUUAGUACUUCUCAGGACCCAUCUUUCUCAGGAUUAAACCAGUUAUUCCUUAUUGAUUUUGGUUUGGCCAAAAAGUACAGAGACAACAGGACAAGGCAACACAUACCAUACAGAGAAGAUAAAAAUCUCACUGGCACUGCCCGAUAUGCUAGCAUCAAUGCACAUCUUGGUAUUGAACAGAGUCGCCGGGACGACAUGGAAUCAUUAGGAUAUGUUUUGAUGUAUUUUAAUAGAACCAGCCUGCCAUGGCAAGGAUUAAAGGCUGCAACAAAGAAACAAAAAUAUGAAAAAAUUAGUGAAAAGAAGAUGUCCACUCCUGUGGAAGUUUUAUGUAAGGGGUUUCCUGCAGAAUUUGCCAUGUACUUAAACUAUUGUCGUGGGCUGCGCUUUGAGGAAGCCCCAGAUUACAUGUAUCUGAGGCAGCUAUUUCGCAUUCUUUUCAGAACCCUGAACCACCAAUAUGACUACACAUUUGAUUGGACAAUGUUAAAGCAGAAAGCAGCACAGCAGGCAGCCUCUUCAAGUGGGCAGGGUCAACAGGCCCAAACCCCCACAGGCAAGCAAACUGACAAAACCAAGAGUAACAUGAAAGGUUUCUAAGCAUGAAUCAAGGAACAGAAGAAGCAGUGCAGAUGAUCGGAGCAGCAUUUGUUUCUCCCAAAAUCUAGAAAUUUUAGUUCAUAUGUACACUAGCCAGUGGUUGUGGACAACCAUUUACUUGGUGUAAAGAACUUAAUUUCAGUAUAAACUGGCUCUGGGCAGCAUUGGUGAUGCUGUGUCCCGAGUUGUAGCCGCUGUAAUUGUGAAUAUUAACUGAGAUAGUGAAACAUGGUGUCCAGUUUUCUAUUGCAUUUUUUCAAGUGGAAAAGUUAACUAAAUGGUUGACACCACAAAUUGGUGGAGAAAUUGUGCAUAUGCCAAUUUUUUGUUAAAAUCUUUUUCUUUGAACUAUACUGCUUUGAGAUCUCAUUUCAGAAGAACGGCAUGAACAGUCUUCAGCCACAGUUGUGAUGGUUGUAAAUGCUCACAAUUGUGCAUUCUUAGGGUUUAUCCACCCCUGGGGUUUGCAAGUUGUUCACUUAAAACAUUCUUAAAAUGGUUGGCUUCUUGUUUGCAAGCCAGCUGAUAACGGUAGCAACCAAAGAUUCCAGUGUUUGAGCAUAUGAAAGACUGCCUGCUUACCUGUGCUAGAAAUAACAGCAUCUAAAGUGAAGACUUAAGAAAAACUUAGUGACUACUAGAUUAUCCUUAGGACUCUGCAUUAACUCUAUAAUGUUCUUGGUAUUAAAAAAAAAAGCAUAUUUGUCACAGAAAUUUAGUUAACAUCUUAAAACUGAAUAUGUAUGUAUGUUGCUUAGAUAAAUGUAAUCACUGUAAACAUCUAUAUGAUCUGGGAUUUUGUUUUUAUUUUGAAAUGGGAGCUUUUUGUUUACAAGUUCAUUAAAAACUAAAAACUGUUUCUGUAAGGAAAUGAGGGUUGUUUUUUUAAACAACAAAAAUGCCUUGCUGAGUCACUAUGAAAUCAAAAUCUCCCCAAUUUUUUAAUAGACUACUUCAAGCCAUUUGUUACAUAAAACUCCUUUGUAAAUCAUUUUAGGUUUAGUGUUAAAACUGUUACUCAAAUUAAACUUUUGGUCUGGAGGAGAAAGGCAUUCUUUUUUUUUUUUUUUUUUUUUAAUGACUUGCAGGCACAAAUACCUAGUGCUGCAACUGCUAGGACUUGGUUAUUGUAACUCCAGCAGCCUCAGACUAACAGCUGGACUGAUUUUGAAUAAAUGAAAGCAUUAAAGGGUUUAACUGCAGAAUGAAGUUUUUCUUUAAAUUUUUUGUUAAUUGGCUCUGAACAGAUUGACUCUUAACCUUGGAGAACACACCAUGUGAGAUUAAUGUGAUCAUUGACCCUCCCUAACCCACUCAUUUUCUGUAAGUUUUCUGCACUUGUCUCAAUCUUAUAUGCGGCUCUUUUCUUUUUCAGACCCAAGAGAAAGAUUAGUUGACUUUUUUUUAACUGUAAUUUAUUCAUUUAGAGCAUGUCAGAAUAAAUUUAAAAGUACUUUCGUCUGAAAAUGCUGCCUAUUGUGUAAAAAAAAUGUAGGUGUUUUGUAAAAUAAUCUUGAAAUUGUAAAUUGACACUAGUUUGGUCAGAUUGUGUCAAGCUUAAUUUUUCUUUUUUAUUUCAAAACUACUUUAGCAAUAAUUCCGUGAUUACUACAUAUAUUAGCACCAUCAUACUGCAGAAAUCAUGAGUAUGAACUUGUGGGGUAGGCAGCUUCGCUUCUUUUCUAUCCACCCAUGUCAGUUAAGGUAUUUGUUUCUUGACUAAUAAACCCUUUGAAACUUUUAGCCAGAAAUCAGUCUCAUAAAGCUAUUUUUGAGUAUAGCUUGUGUAAAAUAAAAAUGUUUAGCUUUGGUAAUAACUUUUCCAAGCUGAACUCCCUCUAGCAAGAUAUUUUUCAGUGCUUUUAUUUACUAUGCACUUAGACUAUGCACUUUUUCUGAAAUAUUUUUGUAACACUUUUUUGUAUUUUUGCCAUUUGAAAAGGUUGUGGUGUAGUUGGUCUGUAAUUAAGUUGCAGAUUUAUAACUGCUGUUAGCUUUGUAAAUCAAAAUAUAGGUGUUUUUGUCCUGGUAUAUCGUCAUUCCAUCUGCAGCUGGAGCUGGAAUCCCAUUGAUCUUCUAGCUACCAUUCAUUUUCUUCUCAGUUCACAAAAGAAGAAUUUGAAACUCAGUGAAUGCUGUUUACUAAUCCUGUUGGGAGAUGAAUCUCAUUCCACCAAAAUUAAAUUAUGUUUUUCCACUAAAAUGAUGAUACAAGUUGAAGACACAUCACUGAAAUUGGAAGACCUCACCACUUAAGGCUCCACAAUGGCUCACUCAGCUGAACUCUAGGUUACUACUAUUUACUUUGUUCACCCAUUGGGGGUGGGGGGUUACAGGUUUUUUUUAAUGUUGGGAGAUGGCCAUUCUAACUACUGUUGAAUGUCUCUGUUUUGGGAAGGUAUAACAAGAAAAUAAAAAAAUAUAUAUGAAGGGAGAGACUGGUUAUCUCCUCCCCAUAUGGUUGUGCUCAUGCUCCUAAGGCUUACAAGUAGAAUCUUGGGGGCAGGGGGGUUGCUUUUAUUAUAUUUUAUCAACAAGUAUUAAGAGAUAUUUUUAUCUCUACCAAUCCUUGCAGUACUAUUUAAUGUUUUAAACAGAGUAUACUGUAACAAUUACAAACUUAAUUUCAUUACAAUAAAAGAGAACAAACAAGGAUUUUUAAAACCCGAGCCAA